Messenger RNA from Talpa occidentalis (Iberian mole), 4121 nucleotides. RefSeq names its product zinc finger protein 358 (gene ZNF358). Gene Ontology annotation, cellular component: nucleus. The coding region runs from base 797 to 2830 and encodes 677 amino acids. NCBI's taxonomy places the organism in Eukaryota, Metazoa, Chordata, Mammalia, Eulipotyphla, Talpidae. The record is from RefSeq and is a predicted model, not a curated record. The transcript is spliced from 2 exons.
CAGACUCCCCUCCCCCCAGGGCCCCAGGAGGGCCCCCAGGCUUUGUUCUCCCCACCCUCCAGCCUGGAGUCUGGACUUCGGGAGGCCUUCUUCUGGAAGGGGACCCCCAGGUUGUCUGUCCGCCCCCCCAGUCCCCCAGUUAUUGUUCUCUUCACACUCAGGUCUUGGGAUUCUGCAAGUCCAGGAGUCCACCUGCUCCAGGAACUCAGGAAAGACCCUCCCCCCCAAAAAGAUGGGAAUUCUGGAGGCAAUUUAAGUCUCCCUGCCCUUCAGGAAUUUAGGAGCAGGCAUUGUUCCCCACACCUCCAAAUCUGGGGUCUGGGUUGAAGAGGUGAUCUGGGACCUCGGCCCACUCCCUGCUAUGGGGUUAUGGCUCAGGAUGCUCCUCCCCAGAAGGGGCCCCAGAGGUUCCCUUGUCUUCCCCGGAAAAGAUCUAUUUGUCAUUCCCCACACGCAGUGUCCAGCCCUGGGGUGGGUGGCCCAAGGCAUGGCCUCCCCAUCAGGUAAUCCUGAGCGCCUCCUGCUUCCCAAAGGCCUCCCAGCUACUGUUUCUCCAGCCCUCUCCUGGCCUCCCACCAUGGGGCUGGAACUCAGGAUCUUCCCUCCAGGAGGGAACAGAAGCAUCCGACACCUAUCCUCAUACCUCAGCCAUGGGCUCAGUGGCGCAGGAGUCUCCCUUCUGAGGAGAUGGUCCAGGGGUGCCCAGUAACCCAGCAGGGUCCCUGGGUAUUAUUUUCACCCACUCUCAGUCAGGGGUAAAAAUUCAGGAUCUUCUGUCCUUGGUGAAACAGACAUAAUGGUGCUCGUCGCCACCCUCCUGGCUAUGGAGGCCAUGGGUCUCCCUGCACCCCCUCACCACCGGCCCCCACAAAUUAUUUCCCCACCCUUCCUCUCUAGCUUUAAGAACUGGCAUUUGGGAACACAGAUGUUAAAACAGUUAUUCCAACCCAUGAACUGUGCGCUCUGGCAUUUGGGCCGUCUCUUCCCCAGGAAGCAAGCCAGGGGACUGUCUCUGCUCCACAGGACCCCUGUUUCCCACAGAGGAGGAGCCCAGCAUGGAAAAAGGGGCAGAACCAUGGAGUUGGAUCCUGCCCCGGAAGCAGCUGGCACUUCCACACCCGGGAUGCGGCGCUCAGUCCUGGUAAGAAACCCAGGCCACAAAGGCCUGAGGCCCACCUAUGAAGAACUUGACUCUGACUCAGAAGACCUGGACCCCAAUCGUGAAGAGGUGGACCCAGUUUCUGAAGAUCUAGAGCCUGAGCAAGAAGACCUCAACACUGUCUCUGAAGAUGUGGACCCCAGUUAUGAAGAUCUGGAUCCUGUUUCUGAGGAUCUGGACCCAGAUGCAGGAGCUCCAGGCUCCAUCUCGGGGACCCGUGACUCGGAUCCCCAAGAUCUCGACCCCAUGUCAUCGAGUUUUGACCUAGAUCCAGAUGUCAUCGGUCCUGUCCCCCUGGUUCUCGACCCCAACAGUGACACCCUCAGCCCCGACACUGCCCCAGAUCUGGACCCCCUCUCAUCUGAUCUCACUGCCACCCCUGAGGUCCUGGCCACCAGCCCCCCCGUGCUUCCUGCUCCCGCCAGCCCUCCCCGACCCUUCUCCUGCCCUGAUUGUGGGCGCGCUUUCCGCCGCAGCUCGGGGCUGAGCCAGCACCGACGCACCCACAGCGGCGAGAAGCCAUACCGCUGCCCCGAUUGCGGCAAGUCCUUCAGCCACGGGGCCACGCUGGCCCAGCACCGCGGCAUCCACACAGGUGCGCGACCCUAUCAGUGCGCGGCCUGUGGCAAGGCCUUCGGCUGGCGCUCCACACUGCUGAAGCACCGCAGCAGCCACAGCGGCGAGAAGCCGCACCACUGCCCGGUGUGCGGCAAGGCCUUUGGGCAUGGCUCCCUGUUGGCGCAGCAUCUGCGCACGCAUGGCGGCCCACGGCCACACAAGUGCCCGGUGUGCGCCAAGGGCUUUGGGCAGGGCUCAGCGCUGCUGAAGCAUCUGCGCACACACACCGGUGAGCGACCCUACCCGUGCCCACAGUGCGGUAAGGCCUUCGGGCAGAGCUCGGCGCUGCUGCAGCACCAGCGCACACACACUGCGGAGCGCCCCUACCGCUGCCCCCACUGCGGCAAGGCCUUCGGCCAGAGCUCCAACUUACAGCACCACCUGCGCAUCCACACUGGCGAGCGACCUUACGCCUGCCCCCACUGCUCUAAGGCCUUUGGGCAGAGCUCAGCGCUGCUGCAGCACCUGCAUGUGCAUUCCGGGGAGCGCCCCUAUCGCUGCCAGCUGUGUGGCAAGGCCUUCGGCCAAGCCUCCAGCCUCACCAAGCACAAGCGGGUGCAUGAAGGUGCAGCUGCUGCUGCGGCUGCAGCCGCUGCAGCUGCAGCCGGCCUGGGCCUCAGCCCUGCCUCAAUGCUGAGGCCAGGGCAGGUCUCCCUCCUGGGUCCUGAUGCGACAUCUGUGCUUGGCUCUGGCCUGGCCCGCAGCCCUGGCUCUAGCUCUGGCCUUGGUUCUGACCCCAGCUCUGUUCUGGGCUCCCACCCCAAUGUCAGCCUCAAACCCACCCCUGGCUCUGGGUCUGCCCCUACCCCUCAGGCUCUCAAGUCCUCUGACCCUGUGCCUGGUGGUGAUACCAGUCCUGACCUUGAGACCAGCCCAGUCCAUGGAUCUAGCCCCAGCCCUGAUGCAAAUCCUGUGCCCAGCCCGGACCCCAACCCUAAGUCCUGCCCUGACCCCGGUUCUCCCACCCAUGACACUGUCAGACCAGCCCUCCCUACUGGCGAGAGUUCCGAGUGGGUGCAGCAGCAAGGGGCACUCCUAGGGCCUGAUGGCUGAAGGGGACUCUGGCACCCGUGGGGGUCUGGGGAAGUUGUGUGUUGUGCAGUUAGUAAAAUCUUCCCACUGCCUCCUGGUUCUGUGUUGUGGUUCACCUGUUUCUCUUUCUCCCUCAACGUACAGCCUGCGCCACUCAUACACCUGGUACCUCAGUAUCCUCACUUCCACUCGCAGGAUGCCCUCCAGGCCUCCCCCUGCCCCAGGGUUCACACUGUUCCAUCCUGGUAGUCAUCACUCCCUGGUCCCCACUCCUAGCGGCCUCCUCAGGCAUGACCACCGUAGUCAGGCAGCCUUCCCCGCAGGUGGUCUGAGCAGGAUUCCUGGCCUUUGACUUUUCCAUGUAUGGUGAAAUUCUGGCAUCUUGACAGAGGAGCUGAUAACGAGACCAUAUGGGUGCCCCUGUCUGUUCCCCUAACUUGCCCCUAGCUCUUCGAAGCCCACUAAGCAUAUCACUAGACAAAGGAGUUUGCUCAUUAUGCAUUCAACAGAUCUGUUGAUUGCCAUUGUUUAAGCAGAGCUCAAAUUCAGAAAUACCAAAUUCAGAAAUAUUUUAAAAAGUAAUUACAGGGUAUUUUUAGUGCAUUCUAGAAGCAGCAUAUAAGACAUCUGAUUUAAAUGGCAGACAGUUUACCACAAGGGAGGAUUUUAUAAUCACAAUAACCACUUAUUUAAAAAUCAGUACUUCUUGCCCAAUUUUGCACUAUGCUGCUGCAUUUUCUCAUUUAAUUCUCUGAACAGUUCCAUAAGGCAGGUAACAGUGCUUCAGAAGACUCUUAAAAUGUGCAAACUGAGGAGUUUGAAGGGAUUCUUUGGAAGAUGUAGAAUGGUGGCUGGCAGCACCUGAAUUGUCUGCCCUCCAGAGUCUGCAGCUCUUAGCCACAAGUCUCCAGAGCAGGAAUGCACGAGGCCCUGGGGCCACUGAGAGAUGAGCUGGGGAUGGAGGGGGCAGACUGAAGAGCCUCAGUAGGCUGCAGCGGGGAGGUUCCUCCUCACACCAGCACAAUGGGAAGUCACUGGCAGGUUCUGGCAAAGGCCUGAUGGGAAUCAUGCUCUGAAGAUGCUUCUGGCUGCUGGGUUGGAAGUGGGAGUUUAAGAUCAGGGAGCUGUUUGCUUCAGCGAUCCAGGCCUGGAAUGUUGGACCACGGGUUCUGAUCCUGCCUCAGUUCUUUUUCCCAGAGUGGGGGACAAGUGGUCCUAUUUGGGAUAGAAUAGGAGAUGAAAUAGGAUUUGGUGAUAGUUCAGAUGAGAGAGGCAGAACGGGAGAGAGCUGAGAGUAAGCCCCAGGUUUCUA